CUGUUGUGUCUCCUCCCUCCUGCGUCCAUCUGUGCUGCCUUGUAGAGCUUGAGGCUACAUUGACAACACUGUGUUAACUCUUGAGGGUUCAGCCCAGUGCUAGUUCAUCAUUUAGCAGCAAGGGAUUCCCUGGGAAAUAUCCCACCUGAUCUCAACACGUUGCUUUAGGAGACGUUCAUAAGCAGAUCUGCAGAGAAUCCUCUGAUGAGUAACUGCAGGGAGAUUUGGGGAAAGGGGAGCUGCUGCUAACGUGUGUGAGCAAGAAACUGAAGGGACUCAAGAAGCUGACAUAGGACAUUGUUCCAGUGACCCUGUGCAAGUCUGUUUUAAAUGUAAUGGUGGAGGGCUCGUUGUAAUUGUACUGUAGAGUAUCACCCAGCAUCAUGAGUCAAAAACGCCGAGCAAGUCAUAGUGGAGUACCUAGUGGUAGCAGUACUACUAGCAGUAAGAAAACCAGGAAAACCAUUAGUUUGGGUACUAAAUUAGACGUUUUAAGGCAUUUUGAUGCAGGUGAGCGUGCGGUAGACAUUGGCAUCACUCUAGGUCUUACUCCGACCACUGUGAGAACAAUUCGGAGUAAUGCCGACAAGAUCAGGGCUAGUGCUCGGUGUGUAACACCGCUUAGUGCUACUAAAAUAAGUCGAUCAAGAAGUAGUUUGAUGGAAAACAUGGAGCGUCUUCUCUCAGUGUGGAUAGAGGACCAAAACCAGCGGAACAUACCUCUAAGUUUGCCUGUGAUACAAGCUAAGGCAAAAAGUUUGUAUGACAAAUUAAAGAGAGACCAAGGUGAAGGAUCACAGACAGAGAUGUUCAUGGCAAGUCGGGGAUGGUUUGAUCGGUUCAAGAAGCGCUUCCACCUGCACAACAUGAAGAUGUCCAGUGAGGUGGCUAGUGCCGAUCCUGCAGCAGCUAAAAAAUUCCCCGACUAUCUCAAGAAAAUAAUUGAGGAAUGUGGCUAUUCACCAAAGCAAGUCUUCAAUGUCAAUGAAACGAGCCUCUACUGGAAAAAGAUGCCUGAACGGACUUACAUUUCCCGAGAGGAGAAGACAGCGCCUGGAUUUAAAGCAGCGAAAGACCGCCUAACUUUGCUUUUAGGUGGUAAUGCUGCCGGAGACAUGAAGAUGAAACCGCUGACUGUAUACCAAUUCGAAACACCACGAGCUCUCAAGGGACUUUCAAAGGAACACCUUCCGGUCAUUUGGAGAUCCAAUAAGAAGGCAUGGAUAACUGGAGCUAUUUUUUCAGAAUGGCUGACUCUUUAUGCCAUCCCUGCAUGGAAGGAAUAUUGUGCCAAGGAAAAUCUUGAUUUCAAGAUUUUAUUACUUAUUGAUAACGCACCAGCUCAUCCAGUCAACCUGGACUACCUGUGCGAAAACGUCAAAGUUGUCUUUCUGCCACCGAACACCACAUCACUCAUCCAACCCAUGGACCAAGGAGCCAUUGCUGCCUUUAAGGCAUAUUACUUACGCCGUACUUUCGACCAGCUCAUCAGAGGCACUGAUGGAGAAGGCAAGCCUACACUUCGGCAAUUUUGGCGUGACUACAACAUCCUCAAGUGCAUCAAUAACAUCGGUGAGUCCUGGGCUGAAGUUACUCAGGCAUGCAUGAACGGUGUGUGGUGGAAGUUGUGGCCUGAAUGUGUCAAUGAUUUAAAAGGAUUUAAAGAUGUUGUUCCCGCUAUGAAGAAAGAUAUUCUCGGCUUGGCCAAGAAAGCGGGUUUUGAUGAGGUGGAAGAAGCCGACGUUACACAGCUUCUGCAGUCACACAGAGAAGAGCUAACCAAUGAAGAUCUGAUGCAACUAGACAUGAUGAGAGCAGUGGAAGACGAGGGCCAAGAAGUAAAAGAAGAACCAACCCAUCGAAAUUUGACUGCCAAACGGCUUUCUGAAGCUUUCCAAAUGAUUGAAGCUGGCUUGCAAAUCCUUAGUGAUGACGAUCCUGACAGGGAACGCAGCUCCAAAGUUAUUAGGGGAGUUGGUCAUCUAAUGACUUGCUAUAAAGAAAUUUACCAAGAAAAAAAAAGGAAAGCAAAACAACCAUCUCUAGAUAUGUUUUUUCGAGUUGUGACGGUUAAGGAAGAACAGCAAGAGGAGCAGCCGGACGAUCCACGCUCUUCCACCUCUGACUUCACCACCUCAACCAAGCUUAACAAUCAUCAUUGCUGAGUACAGUAUUAAAUUGUUUGUUUAAAACUUAUACCUGCAUUAAAUUGUUUGUUUAAAUUUUUUUAAAACUUAUACGGUAUAUGUAUAUAAUGUCUUUUGUCUGGCAAAAAAAAUUUCCCUGGAACAUAAUUACAUUAAUUUUUAUGGGGAAAAUGGAUUUGCUUAACAUCAUUUUGCUUAACGUCGCAUUUUUCAAGAACAUAACUCCAACGUUAAGCAAGGAGUUACUGUAUAAUCAUAUGAUUACCAUGCCCUGCUAAAUACAACAUUAAAUAUUAUGGAAUACAUGAUGCAGCUCUUCUCUGUUUUACAUUUUCUUAAUCAGUAUGUCUAAGCUGAUUUUAUAUUUUAAAUGUACUCUUAAGCCUUCAUAAAGUAAUCAUUCCAGAUUACUACGUAUUUAACUCACUAAAACAAAGACAUUAUUUUAAAUUAAUCAGUCACAGAGGUUUAUUGUGUUCAUAACAAUAUUCAUUGCUUUUAGAAAAAGGGAACACUAAUUUACUUUGUGUGAUCUCCAUAACAAUAAAUAGACAUGUUUAUGAAGUUUCACCAACUUUAAAAAAUAUAUUUCCAAAGAUUUUAGGCAUAACAAAGGAUUUUAUAUCUUACAAAGGUAUCGAUUUUGCUAGAAGGUUCUCUUAAAACUACUGCAUCAAAUAGUCAGAAGUAAAGAAAGGGAAACUUAUUUGUCCAGAUAUCUGGAAGGAAAGGGGUGUUGUCCCUUUAAGGGCUCUCUUCAACAGGGGGGUGAAGGGAGAAAGGGAUGGACAGAAAGGACAGGAAGAUUUUGGAAGCAAGUUUUUUGAACUAUAGUAAUUAAAAUUAAAA
Caretta caretta (loggerhead turtle) is the source of this 2996-nucleotide messenger RNA. The record is from RefSeq and is a predicted model, not a curated record. NCBI's taxonomy places the organism in Eukaryota, Metazoa, Chordata, Testudines, Cheloniidae.